AUGUUCCUUAAUAAUGUUUUAGUUGGGGAAGUUGAAAAACUUUCAAUCAGUUCAUCAAGUAUAUUAAGUCCAUCACCUGGUUACGACUCUAUAAUUGCUGAAACAGGUUUAAAGCAUGAUGAAUUAGUUGUUUACUCGACCGACCAAAGAAUGAGUGAUGAUUUAAAAGCCAAUGAUCAUCAAAAACAACAGGUACAAAGAGAACAACAAGAGAAAGAAAUAACAGUUGAUAUAGAAAGUAACUCAAACUCUGAAACCAAUAUAAAUAGAAAUACGGCAAUACAUAAAUCUAAAGAUAAACCACAUCACCAUCACCACAAUCACCACCAUCAUCAUCCCCCCAAACAAACAUCAACCUCAACCACAAAUAAUAAAAAUGAAAAUAAAGAAAAUGUAAUUGAACAUAAAACAAUUAAAGAGGAUAAUAGUGAUAAAGAAAAUAAAAAAUCUUCCUCCUCUUCAAAUGACAAAAAAGAAACCAACACCAACAACAAAGAUAAUAAAGAUAAUAAUAGCAAUGCCAAUAAAACCAAUAACGAACAAAAUAGUACCCCAAACACAACUACAACAUUGACCCAAAAAGAAGAAUUGGAAAUGGAGGAAAAGCUAUUUAGAAACCAAUUAUCAGAAUUUUACAGUGUAAAUGGUUUUUUCAAAUUCUACAAUUUAGUUUCAGCACAGGGCGGUUAUUUAAGAAUGAAACAAGAGAAUUGGAAUGAACUUUGUUUAGUUUUUGAAGUUAAGUCAUCUGAAUUAAAGAAAAGAUAUUUAGAUUAUUUAGUCGAUUUUGAAAAGGUAUUUUUAAAAAACUCAUCAUUAGAAGAAUAUUUAGGGUCAAUUAAAGAAAGCAGUAAUUUUGGGUCAUCAUCAAUUGUAAAUAGUAAUAGCAAUAGCUAUAAUGAAAAGAAUGAUGAACCUAAACUAGGUGACGUUUUAGCUGUGACAACAAGAUUAAAAAGAAAAGAUAUAUUACAGGGUCAAACACCACCUCCUUCGACUGAACCAACAAGGGUGCAUGGAAUUUUUUAUGAUAAAGAUUUAGAUUAUAAUAAAACACUUUGCAUAUUUUCGAAAAAGGCAUUUAUAGAGACACUAAAAAAAAGGGCAUAUAGAGAUCAUUUCAACGAAGAUCAAACAUCAGAUGACUCUGCUAGCAGUGACUCAAGAGUUGUAAAGAAAUUAAAAACAACUGCAACUAGAAAAAUCAAUGAUACUUCAAGUUCAAGUGCCUCAACCUCCCCAGUAUUAGAAGAAACCUCAUUAUUACAGCCUCAUAAAAAGAAAUCCUCAACCACAACCUCACCAUUAAUCACCACUCCAACACCAACCACUCCCCCACCUGUAUCAAAAGAUUUAACACCUAGAAUGAAAAAAGAAAUAGAAACACCAAUACCACAUGCAGCACAAUCACCACCUACACCACAAAAAGAACAACAUAAAGAUAAAGAAUAUAAAGAAAGGAAAGACCACCAUAAAGAAACUACCAUUACUGUCAAAAAAGAGAUUGAAAUGAAAGAUAUCAAAGAAAUAGCAUCGAAAACUAAAACUCAUUCAAUUAAUAAAAGAAAAAACAUCAAGGGGAAAAUUAAAAACUAA
Molecule: messenger RNA, 1596 nt
Organism: Dictyostelium purpureum
Lineage: Eukaryota; Evosea; Eumycetozoa; Dictyosteliales; Dictyosteliaceae
Exons: 4
Coding region: 1-1596 (531 amino acids)
Molecular function (GO): DNA binding
Source: RefSeq, a predicted model, not a curated record